This is a messenger RNA of Balaenoptera acutorostrata (minke whale), 1005 nucleotides long. Its product is annotated as tubby-related protein 3-like. NCBI's taxonomy places the organism in Eukaryota, Metazoa, Chordata, Mammalia, Artiodactyla, Balaenopteridae. Gene Ontology annotation, cellular component: cilium. The record is from RefSeq and is a predicted model, not a curated record. The transcript is spliced from 2 exons. Gene Ontology annotation, biological process: protein localization to cilium.
AUGGAGGUGUCGCGCCGCCGCCCGGGGCCCCGCGGGGACAGUGCCUUUGAGGAUGAGAGCAUGAAGCUCCGGCAGCUGAAACUGGAUAAUCAGAGAGCGCUGCUGGAGAAGAAGCAGAGGAAGAAGCGCCCGGAGCCACUCGUGGCGCAGCCGAACCCGGAAGCCCGGCCACGUGGGUCAAAGCCGAGGGGAAGCGAGGGGCACGCUCCGCCGGUGGAACCUCACGCCCCGCCCAGCGGUGUCAUCCUGCAUGGCAGUGACGGUCCCGCUGCCUUCCUGAAGCCAGAUGCUCAAGACGUGGAAACCAGACUUCACGUUCUCUCAGUAGGAUCUUCUGCCACAGAGGAGGAUACUGAAGGAAGUGCUGAUGGAGAUAGAACUUGGGACCCUGCUUCCAAGCCAGAUCUUCAGGAGAUUCUCCAGAAACAUGGUAUCUCAGGGAGUUUGAACUUUGAUGAGGAGGAGAGUGAUGGGGAGGAAGGAGAAGGGAAAAAACUAAGAUCUCAUUCGUCAUAUUCAGAGGCAGAGAGACCCAGUUCUGCAUCCAGCCAGAAGCCAACCACAGAUACAGGAGCUUCUGGAACUGCAGCCCAGGGCACUGAUAACCAGCUGGGAGAAACAGAGAAUUUAGAGGGCUUCGCAUACAGUCCUGCCCCUCGAGGUGUCACAGCGAAGUGUCGGAUAACUUGGGAUAAAAAAGGAAUGGAUCGGGGGCUUUUCCCCACCUACUAUAUGCAAGGACGAAAAUCGGAAGGUAGAAAGCGGAAAAAGAGCAAAACAUCCUACUACCUUAUCUCCACUGAUACAACAGAUUUAUCUCGUGAAGGGGAAAGUUAUAUUGGCAAACUCAGGUCCAACCUGAUGGGGACCAAGUUUACAGUUUAGGACCAUGGCGUCAGCCCGGCCAAGGCCCAGGGUCUGGUAGAAAAGGCCUGCAUGCGGCAGGAGCUGGCCGCCGUCUGCUACGUGAGUACAGGUCUGGGAUGGGAAGGACCCAGACGCUGA